AUGGCGAUGGAGCACACAGCCACGGUCGCGUGGUUCCCGGACGCAACGGCGGAGUCCCUGCCUCCGAUGAUGCUUGAGACUGAUCCACGGCUUUCGUGUCAGCAUCUUGAAGACACCUCGGCUUCCAUCGUCGCAAAUUGCAGCCAAUGCCCUGUAUACAAAUACAGCAACACCUUGGCAUACAAGCCAGUUUGCAGGAAGCGAGAGACGAAGCUCAUGGUGGUUGCCAGCGAGCUCACCCUCCAAGUCGUCAGCAAGGUCGGGGUGGUUGAUGACAUGAGUGCGCAGUGGUAUCAGAAGGGUGCAUUGAUGGAGCUGGGGUACCCCAUUGACGUGACCAGAAUUCUCCCAGCUGAACGCGUAUCGAUCGCGAAGCAUAUGAUGAUACUGGUGACGGCUUUGCAUCGCAAGGGAAUCUUGCACGGCAAUAUCAAACCGGAGAGGUUCGUCAAACAGCCCGGAAGUGAUGAUUUGAAGAUAGUAGACUUCUCUUCAGCGCGGAUGAGAGACGAUAGCGACCUGAACACGUGGCCUGGAGAGACACCAACAGUUGAAUACACCUCGCCGAACCGAUCUCCUGAAGGCGAGGCUUCGACGCCAUUCGACGACUACUACGCCCUAGCCGUCUCGAUAUGGGCCGUGUUUUCUGGGGAGCGCCCCAUGGUCGGUCUGUUCAACUCCAAUGAGGGACACACCCCCGACAUCAGCAAGAUCACCGACGACGAGCUCUUCUGCAGUGUGGUGGACGUGCUGGAAGAGGGAGGCCUUCAGUUGGAUACCCCGGUGACCCUGGCUCGGCGCAACUCCAUGAGCAUCGAUCCCAGUAACCGCAGCGUUUCGUUCCCACUGAGCCUGUUCGGCCCGGACCCCGACGACCUGGACGACCACAAUGGCGUCAAAUCGAAACCUCGGUUUUGCCCACACUGCUUUGAGAUAGCAAUGUCGAAUGCCGAUAAAAUCACGAGCAAGGCACCCGAGCCUGCUACCGACUACCCAGAGUUCUGCCACUUGCGGAAACCCACACACGACGUCGGGGCUGCAAGCGACUACGCCUUGCAGUGGCUCGAGGGCCAAGAGAUGGCAGAAGAGGCAGAAUCCCCACCAUACCUCGAGAACCCUCCACGCCUAGAUUCCGGCGAGGGCCAUCUCAGGACCAGAUCACCCCCGCGGAACUCGAGUCUGCGGGUGAACACGAACACCAACCAAGAAGUCGAAAGGCCGCUUUGGUCGGGGGUGAGCGCCGCCACGAUCACGGCUGCUGAUCAGCCCUCCGGGCGAGAUCGUUCCAACACGGUGCGCAGCACUUUUGCGGGACGAGAUCGGUCUGGUACAGUGCGUGGUCCCUUUCCCGUUGCGCCAUCGGCGUCAGACGAAGGGUAUGAGUCGCUGGGAUGGGCAAGCAGCGGGGCAAACGAGCUCCAGCCCAAGCAGCGGCCGCGAGGUCUGAGCUUCCAGAGGACUAUGAGCGCCUGGUCAGAAUCUUCUGUGGGCUCAACAGCCGACGACGACGGCGAAUCGAGGGGGAAUGGAGGGACCGAAGAGACACAAUCAAACUGCUCAUCACCGCCGCUCACACCGAUGCCACUCAAUCUCAAGCGGCUGCAGGUCACGUCCAGCUUCGAGAGUGUGACUCUGUCUGAGGCGGAGGCGGUCGAAACGGAGGGGCCCAAUGAGUCCGGCCAUAAUAUGUAG
Molecule: messenger RNA, 1692 nt
Organism: Diaporthe citri
Lineage: Eukaryota; Fungi; Ascomycota; Sordariomycetes; Diaporthales; Diaporthaceae
Exons: 1
Coding region: 1-1692 (563 amino acids)
Biological process (GO): protein phosphorylation
Molecular function (GO): ATP binding; protein kinase activity
Source: RefSeq, a predicted model, not a curated record